This is a messenger RNA of Orbicella faveolata, 2459 nucleotides long. RefSeq lists its product as uncharacterized. Gene Ontology annotation, biological process: L-histidine biosynthetic process. The record is from RefSeq and is a predicted model, not a curated record. Gene Ontology annotation, molecular function: histidinol-phosphatase activity. NCBI's taxonomy places the organism in Eukaryota, Metazoa, Cnidaria, Anthozoa, Scleractinia, Merulinidae. Gene Ontology annotation, cellular component: cytoplasm.
UCAUAUUGUUACUGCUGAUUUUACUUCUCAUAGAAAUUACAAGUCAAAAUGCCUAUCUCUUUACACAGUCAUAGUGGGCAGUUCUGUAAGCACGCUUUCUGUUCAUUAGAAGAGGUUGUUGUUAGAGCGAUCGAAGCCGGGUUUACACAUUACGGGCUAUCGGAACAUAUGCCGCGAUAUGAAAUAGAAGAUUUAUACGAGGAAGAAGUGGAGGAAAAUAUGACACCUGCUGAUCUCCAGAACGUGUUUGAAGAUUUUGUAAAGGAAGCAAGGCAUCUUCAAGAAAAAUACAAAGACAAGAUUUGCCUAAUUGUUGGCUUAGAAACAGAAGUUAUAAGAGAAGAUAGUUUUGAUCGGAUUCGCAAGUUGAAAAAGGACCUGAAAUUGGAUUACAUAGUAGGAUCAGUUCACCAUGUUGAUGGAAUUCCGACUGAUUUUAGCCGUGAACUUUUCAAAAAAGCAGAAAAUCAGGCUGGUGGAACAGAACAAGUGAUGUGCAGAUACUUUGAUCUCCAGUACAAGCUAAUGGAAGAACUUAAACCUGAGGUCAUUGGUCAUUUUGAUGUCAUCAGACUUUAUCGAGCUGAUUUUGAAAUUACAGAUUUGAUUUGGGAGAAGAUUGUUCGGAAUAUAGACUUUGGGAACUCCUAUGGAGCUUUGUUUGAGAUAAAUACAAGUGGUGCAUCACCAAGAAAGAAUCUGAAGUAUCCAUACCCUCACACACGAAUUCUUCAGUAUCUUCUGACUUCUGGAGCUAAACUUACACUGUCUGACGAUGCACAUGGUACUGGUGAUGUAGGUUUCUGGUACAACAACUUGCCCCAGUACUUAGCUACUCACAAUGUCACUGAGCUAUACUAUCUGGAGAAGGCCCUGAUGACUAAUCCCUCCUCAGAGCAUCAAGGCAGUGUGGUGUGUAAGAAGACAGAAGGCAGACUGUUUAAGCCAUCCAUUUUGGACUCGCUGCUCUGACAUUUUAGAAAAUGACAAAUAAAAUUUUGUUUCCUAAUCUUUGGUCAUUUGUUUGUGGGGCUGAAACUCAGUGAUGUAUACUUUUCUACAGGGAGGUUCUUCCCCGUAGUCCAAACCCUUAUACUUUUAUAUACUGUUUUUGACAGAGAAAGUAACCCGAAUAAAUGUUUAUUAUCGGAAAAUUGCCACUUGUGAAAAAAGAUAACUAGGUUUUCUUCACCUAGUUCAAAAAGUUUCUCCAAUGAGACGCAAGAUUUAUUUCAGCUUAUCGUAAAGUUCAAACAAGUGCAAUCUACUUUUUCCACAGCAGGUUACGCUUUCUGGUUAGUUUAGCAGACUUUUCGAUAUUUGUUAACACUUGUAGCUCCGGGUUUCAGGUUUGUGGUGGUGGUUAGUUGUUACAAAAGUGUGGUUCGUCAUGCUUUCACCAAACUAGAUUGAGAUGUUGUCCAAAGAUACCACUUGGGACCAAAGGAGUCGAUCAAAAAUUCUUCUAUAUUUAAGUUAAUUGAAUAACUACAAAACUUGAUCCGUGUACGGAUAUCAAAAUUUAUCUCCUUUGGUGGGAUAAAAAAACAGAAGUCUGUUUCAACGCUGCAAUACUAUACGAAGGCACCGAAAACAGAGUGACAAAUCUCUCCCUCAAUAGAGCGCAGGCGAGUACCGUAAAAUUGACAGACUCGCCAUGUUAGAAAGGCAAACGCAUUCUUCCAAUGCGCGUCAUUCCUUGCGCGUCCUAUUUUCUUCCUGCGUUAAGUCGCAUUGACGCGCAGUCGUGUUCAGAAGUGUUUGCAUUUUGGCUAGACUUGCCACAGAUCAUUUUUUUUUUGUCUCUCACAAGACUGAAAUAUUUUCGAAUCUUCAAGACGAUACGUUAGACGUUCUUAGCCGCCUCAUUUGAAUAGGUUUUUAGAAUAAUAACAGAUAGGUAACAUGGUAAAUUAAGAAAAAAAAUGAAAUUGAUAACAUGGUUGGUGUUUGUGGUCGUAGGUGGGUGCUGGCUGUCUGGUGUGGUUAAUUAAGUUAUGAAGCUCGUGGGCGUUUUCGCAGAAAAGUUUGUAGGCGUUUAAGCAGUUGUGGGCACCACGGGUGUUGUGGUUGACGCCCCCAAAACGGACCACAAUACCCACAACGGCCAGGGCGCCCUGACUAACAACAUAACACCCACAUCUGCCCCAACACCACAUGUACAAUAGUCAAGGCUUGAUAGAAGAUCUUUCUUUGGAUCUUCUAAUGACGAAGGCAGUGGCUUAUUGAUUUAGCUGUUCAGUUAAAACUUCCGUUCUAUUGCCAACAGCUUCCUCGACUGGUAGUUGUUUUUUUGCAACUUACUUGCGUUAAGCCAUACAUUUUUUUCACUUUCUUUUAAUUGCAUUUAACACACAGGGUGACAGAGGAAAUUACUCUCGACUUUUAAUUUGCAAACAAAUAAGCCCACAAAUACGUCUGGGAAUGACACGACUAUAUUUUAUAACUCAGUUACAAAA